This is a messenger RNA of Echinococcus granulosus, 651 nucleotides long. Its product is annotated as Histone H3-like centromeric protein cnp1. Gene Ontology annotation, cellular component: nucleosome. Gene Ontology annotation, molecular function: structural constituent of chromatin; protein heterodimerization activity; DNA binding. Lineage: Eukaryota; Metazoa; Platyhelminthes; Cestoda; Cyclophyllidea; Taeniidae. The record is from RefSeq and is a predicted model, not a curated record. The transcript is spliced from 5 exons. Bases 1 to 651 code for a protein of 216 amino acids.
AUGGCGAGUGUGGGAAGUCGGUUUUUACCUGCGGCUACUAGUACGCCAGCACAUGUGUCUGUCGACCCUAGAUCGAAUCUGGACCGUUCUCACGGUUCCGCACGUUCUCGUCGGAAGCGGGAACGGUUACCUCAGCACAGGAUAGAAACUAGAACAGAGGUUUUGGUUGCUGCUGAUCGAAAUAUGCGGUCUAUCAACAUGUCCAACCCCAACAACAACAACAACAACAAUAAUAAUAAUGCUAUCAGUAACAGCAAUGCUAAAGGCAAAAAGAGAAGAAAUGUAUCUAGGUUGAUUGCAGCUGAGAUCCGGUAUCUCCAAAGGACUACUGAUCCCCUUUUACGGCGUGCCUCCUUCGCAAGAGUUGUGCGCUCUAUAGCUCAAAGGAUGGACUUUGAGAAUGCGCUCGAAAUCCGAUGGCAAGCCACAGCACUGGAUUGUCUUCAGGAGGCAGCUGAGGCUUUUAUCGUGGACUUCUUUUCUUUUGCCGCGAGGGCGGCUGCGCAUGCCCACCGUGUAACUGUUAUGCUCGCUGAUAUUCACUUCAUCUCGCAGUUCUACCACAUGCUUCUUUCCAUCAUGAGCCCUCGUGAGAAUUUCCGUCGUGGUGACCUUAUUAUCAUCAGUCCUUACCUGGACAUUUGGUCAUGA